CAGUUUAUUUUGGGAAUGAUUGAAUUGACUGGCGGGGAGCAGCAGGCCGAUGAGUCGGCCACAAAACCGAACAGUGAGCAGGAGCCUAAAGUGGGAGGCAGUGAGGAACGGGCUUCAGUCAGUGAGGAACGACCAACCGUGAAUGAGAAGCGAGGACAGAAGAGACGGCAUGAUGAUCGUGGGCGUGGGUAUUACGAGUUCAGGGAGGAGACUUACUACAACCGGGCAAAGUCCCCGGUGCCUGCGGGGGAGGAGGAGGCUGAAGAGGAAUUUGACGACAGUUUAGUUUGUCUCGACACCUAUAAUUCUGACAUCCAUUUCCAAGUGGCUAAGGACCGCUAUGGCGGGCAACCGCUCGCCCCUGAGAAGUUUGCCUACCUUUGGGCUGGUGCACGGGCUACCUACGGCGUGACUAAGGGGAAAAUCUGCUUUGAGGUGAAGGUGACCCAGAAGAUCCCUGUGAAACAGCUGCCCGAGAGUGAAAGUGAGCGCCAUCUUGUCCGUGUGGGUUGGUCCCUGAACAGCUCCUCACUACAGCUGGGAGACGGGGAAUUUUCCUAUGGCUACGACGGAGCUGGGAGAAAGUGGGAAAACUCCAAGUUUGAGGAAUAUGGAGAGGCGUUUGAUGAAAAUGAUGUCAUUGGUUGUUUUGCUGAUUUUGACAAUGAGGAAGUGGAGCUGUCCUUUUCAAAGAACGGAACAUGCCUUGGGGUGGCCUUCUCGAUUAGCAAGGAAUCCCUUGGCGAGGAAGCACUGUUCCCCCACAUCCUUUCUAAAAACUGCGUGAUGGAGUGCAACUUUGGCCACAAGGAGGAACCCUUCUUCCCAAUUCCAGAGGACUACGUCUUCAUUCAGAACGUUCCCCUGGAAGAGCGUAUUCGGGGAGCAGUUGGUCCUAAAACUAAGGAUGCAUGUGAAGUCAUAAUGAUGGUUGGGUUGCCAGGAGUGGGUAAGACCACCUGGGUGAAGAAGCAUGUGGCUGAGAAUCCAGAGAAGCGAUAUGUCGUACUGGGCACACACAGUAUUCUGGACAAGAUGAGGGUCAAAGGACUGGAAGGUCCCGAAAUGAAUGCAGAGCGACGGAAUGUUCUGACCCAGCAGGCAACACAGUGCUUGAGCAAAUUUAUUCAGAUUGCAGCCUGCAAGAAGCAUAACUAUAUCCUUGAUCAGACCAAUGUCUACAGCUCGGCCCAGCGGCGGAAGAUGAUUCUCUUCAAAGGAUUUUCCCGCCAGGCUAUAGUGAUUUGCCCAAGUGACGAGGAUUGGAAGACAAGGAUGAAACUGCGAACUGCGGAGGAGGGCGAUGAUGUCCCAGACUUUGCAUUGAAUGAAAUGAAAGUCAAUUUUACACUCCCUGAGGCGAGUGACUUCCUGGACAAAGUGACCUACGUGGAGCUGGAGAAGGAACCGGCCAGCAAGCUGGUGAGCAAAUAUCGAGAUGAAGCAAAGAAGGCCAGGCCACAGCAGGAGAAACGGCAGGAUCGACGUAACUACCGCAAUCGAAAUGACCGGGACCGGAACUACGGUGGUUAUCGCAUGGGCAGGUGGGACAACAGGAAUUAUGAUCGGCCACAGUAUGGGCAUGGAUGGGGUCCAGCCUAUGGCAAUCACCCAGCAUACAGAGAGGAUUAUCAUAAACCCUAUGACCGAUACAGGCAGCAAUAUGAUCGGCCUUAUCCGCAGCCCUAUGACUACCACAGAUACCGGGACUAUUACCGGGAGUAUGCUCGUGAGUGGCAUCGCUAUUACGAGGAGCGAAACCGCUACUACAACAAUUACUAUGGUUACCGAUGAAAGCUCAACCAUGUGUGAAACCCCCCCCCCUUCUCUUCCCCCACCUCUUACCCUUCUCCCUUUCCUCUUAGUAGCCCAACACCCCCACCCCCCCUCCCCAGCCAAGCUCCAACAUAGUUUCAUUCCGAUGGAGCAGCAGGUGGCUGUGGGGGCUUCACUCAGAGUUUUUGGCGAGUGUUUAGAUGUUCUGUUUCUGUUUUUAUUUUUAAUUUUAUUUCUACUCUCAUUUCAACAGAGAGUGCCUGGCUUUCCAGGGGGCAUCUCAGCUCUUCCUCAAUGGAUGUACCACAGUAGUUGAUAUGGAAUGUAUAAAGGACACUCUCUCUCGCAAAUGCGUGCUGCUUCCCACUUACACUUGUUCACGUGUGUGUGAUCUCACCCGUGCGUGCAGUAUUGCAUUUAUUUCCCCCUCAUUUUCUCUUGCAUAACUACAAAAGGUCUUAUCACUUACACUUGUGUGCGCACACAUAAACGUGCCAGGAAACACCUUUAACACUGGUGGAGCUGCUGUUUGUGUGGGUCCUGACUUGGAAUUGUACAGAGGCGAUGCCUUUCAAGGUGAUGCCUGGUUGUCAAUUUGUCAGCUUAAGGUUAAUCAGAAAGGCUGCAAGAUUUACUCCAGUCCCUGCUGAGUCUGGUUGACAUCUGAGCCCCACCCCUGUUUGACUCUCACAACAAGAAGGCUUCAGAGUUGUAUGAUCAAAGUGAAGGUCAACACAAGCAUUUCAUCAGGGCACGUAGCAGGAUGAAUGAGUACAUCUGGCCUGUUCUGCCCAUCUAAAACCCACCUGUACACGUUGCAGUCUUAAUGUUACAGCCCUGUGGCACAUGACCCCUUGUUAGCUGCUGUGAAGACGAAACCGUCAUAACGCUGGCCCCAAGAUCACACUUUAUGCGGGGCUCUUGUCUUUUCCACAGCCAAGUGGCAGAAUGUCACAUCUUUUGAGAGUAUGGCCUGGCUUUGGGGCUUAAUGACAGGUGGUGGAGGGGUGGGGAAGAAGAGAGAGCGGGUUUAUGUGUGUGAACUACUGGGUCCAUGACACAGUCUCUCCAGUCUGUAUCACACAGAUAAGUGCGUGUCUUCUCCUUAACUUCCUCUAACCAACAAUUGCUAAAGGGGCUGUGGCUGUGUUGCAUCCUGCCCCAUCCCUAACCAGAUUAGAGACACGUGGUGAGGGGAGUUUGCCCCUUUGCCAGUUCAGGGUGAGCUCUCUUAUUUACUUUGGGCAAGGGAGGGAGGAGAGGCUUCCUUCUUUUUCAUUGUCUUUGUUUUUAUCUUUUGGUGCUUAUUCUUUGUCUUCACAUCUUCUCGAAUACGCUGAUAACCAGAUUAACGCUGCAGACCAGGGGGGUGCAGGCGUGAACGAGAAGGGCAAAGGAAGUUGAGUGGAGCCAAUAAUGUUGCAGUUUUUGUAUUUACAACGCUUUGAACUUUGUACAGCCACUCCUGCCACGGCCUUCCAGAAAAGCUUCUGUUUGUGUGCCUGCCUGUGUGUUUUCUUUUUAAUUAUUUUACCCACAAGAAAAUAAGACUUGCUUUUCAACUUGCGAUGUUUUUCCUAAUCAUUAGCCUGCAGGUUAUUAAUGUACGGUGCAGCCUUUUUAAUGUCUAGUUAGCUGUGGGGAGGGGGGUGGGAGGGAGGGAGGGUGGGGGAGAGAUGAAUCUAUUUUCUGAUAAAUGCGUUUGAUCCUUCUAACAGUUCUUUCCUCGCGCCGUGUGGUGGAGGGAGUUGGGAAGCUGGCUGGUCUGCAGCAUGUCGGGCCAGCAGUCAACCCAGUCGUUCACCCGUGGCCCGCCUCUUUUCCCCCAUCCUGACUUGUGUCAGAAACAAGUGCAUGGCUUUGCGACGAGGAUCCCAUCUUGGGGAGGGCAUGGCAAGUCCAGGCUCUUUCGGUGGACUUGUGAUUUCCAGUUUUCCCUGUCCACCCACGAUCAAGGAUGUGGUUUCAAACUGAGCACGCUGCUGCCCACGGUCCUGCCAGCCUCAUUAGCAGUCACCUACUGAGGACAGCAGGCACAGAUGCUUGGGCAGGUAGUCACUGGAAUCCUACCAGGCUUGACAGGUGCUGGUAUGUUCUCUGGCCCAGUCUUCACUUGUGCUGACAUACAACAUCUGUAGACACUGCCGACGUGAAGUGUCCCUUUUAACCAUAGGACUUGGAAUAAUACCCUCUCUGAAUUCUUCCUUCUCUGAGGGCUUUUGAUUUUCAGCAGAGGGUGAAAAUUUCGGCAAUGAAUGUUUCAGGUAAAAAAAAAGUGUAAUUGUUUAAUUACCCUCAUCAUAAAUUUUUCUUUUAAAUUUGAAUGGUUAAAUCCCUGCUUCAGUUGUAUAAAGUUACUCAAAGUUAGUGCCAGAUGGGAGAUGAGAUGGGGGUAAAAUGAAUUGACCCAGCUUCCCCCUGCAAAAACUGGAUUUCACACCUUGUAGCUGACAGGAAUUCUGAACCCUUGAAUGUCAGGGAGGCUAAAUGUUUAUCUUGGCAGGUUGGUGGUGAAAGCUCUGGAGUUCACUCUUUCUGGUGCUGGUGUGCACAGUGCUCCUUAUUCACUCGGCCUGUAAACACUUGUUUGCUGAAUGUUCUUCCUGCCCACCAAGCAAUGCUAUUUGCCUUUUCUUUCCCCCCUUGCCCCUCGUCCUUUACCACUUCUCAUCCCCCAUGCAUUUGGCCAGCCUUUUCCCCAGUACUGAGCUACAUAGAUCCACUGCAAAAUCCCACAUGGCGCAAUGAAUGGGAGUAAGUUCCCAGAACUGGCUUGAAGUUGGCUGCAUGCUUUCCUGUCCCUGGAAUGCCUAUUGGAAUUAGGUGCGUAAAAUCUUGCUUCCUACUGCAGUUAACACUGAUGUUGAUCAACUUGCCUCAGUGUUAGAAUAAUCCUUUUUACAUAAAAUAUCCUUAUUUAACUCUUGGCCGGUAGUGGUUAGCUGAUUAGCACAAGCGCUGACUGCAGCUGCAGAUACUUGUAGGGCUGACUGUGUGCCACAAAUCCCUUCAGAGACAAUGCAAGACCUCUCCAUUCUCUCCCUCUGUCUCCUUUCCCAACCUCCUCCCCCUGCUAGACCCUGUAGAGUUCAUGGCCCCAUUAGUUCUGUUGGGGGUUCCAGAUGAAACAAAACUGUUCUUGCUGAACGAGUCUUUAAAUGUGGGUUUUUUUUCCCCAAGGUGUAUAUUUUUCAACUUUUUGACACACCAGUCACUGAUUAGGUCUUUCUCGGGCAUAUUUUGUGAUGCAUUUUGAAGGAAAAAAAGGGUUCUAAGACAAGCCAGUCUUUUUCAAUGCACAAAGAAUUUUCUAGUGGAACAGUUCUUGGUCUUUAGGGAGGCUUUUGUAAAUGGGACUUUUUACCUCCUAAAUGACCCUGGAGUUUUUAGAGCAGUCAGCUUCUAAUUGUCCUUGGCUGUUCCUAAGUUCGAAUAAUGUCAAAGGUUUGUAAUAUUGUACCUGUCUGACAGGGAAACAACGUGGCUGCAGUCCAGUAUAGUACUUUCUAUGUGGUCUAAUCAUCCUCCAGAAGUCUGGUCUGUUCUCAUGAGCAGUGCUAUGGGAGGGUAGCCAUUUGUGACAAAGGAUUUGUUCAAAAACUGGGGGUGUGGAGGGGAGAGUUCAUUUGCCCAAAACGUCUCCAGCAGUCCUAUGGUUACAAAUUGACACUUCACCGUGGCUGUUUUCCUUGACGGCCCUUGUGUGAACGAGUGGCUGCACAGAGGAGUUUAACGGGCAGCACUGCCUGAGUAACCCUUUUGUGCAGCAAAAAACCCUGAAAGCCAUGCUCUGCAUCAGCCAUGCUGUUUUGCAGUACCCUUGAUUUUUGGAAUGCUGCCUCGCAGUGUCUGUUUUUAACCUUUUUUUGGGAGGGUGUGAGGGAGGGAGGGAUCCACUGACAAUGCAGGAACAAAAAAAAUGGGACUGUCUGGUAAUAAUAAAUGUGUGUACAAUGGAGUUUGUGUCUGUAACUGGGCACAGUGCUGCCUAGCGGUAGUGAAAUGUUAAGGUAGUACCAAAACCGAGAGAUUUUAAAUGGAAAAAAAAUACAGUAAAUAAAAACAAUUGCUGUAA
This is a messenger RNA of Chiloscyllium plagiosum (whitespotted bambooshark), 5851 nucleotides long. The record is from RefSeq and is a predicted model, not a curated record. NCBI's taxonomy places the organism in Eukaryota, Metazoa, Chordata, Chondrichthyes, Orectolobiformes, Hemiscylliidae.